CACACAUGACCUGCAUAAAGAAACGCUACUGUCCAGCUGUCCAGUUUAGACUUUGUACCUCAAUAAAUUAGUUAACGGUUACCGUUAAAACUUAAAGUACAUCUGUCUUUUUAAAAAUCUCGAAAUACGAGAAACACGUAACUUGGACUUGUCGACAAAAACAUAAUGGGUAAGAAGAAGGGUGAUGACACAAUUCCAGCUGGUGAUGCAACUAAAGGAGCCAAAGUUUUCAAACAAAGAUGUUCCCAGUGUCAUACUGUAGAAGCUGGUGGUAAACAUAAAACUGGACCCAAUUUACAUGGACUUAUUGGACGUAAAACUGGUCAAAUGUCUGGAUUUAGUUAUACUGAAGCCAAUAAGGCAAAAGGAAUCACCUGGGCACGCGAAACUUUGUGGGUGUAUUUAGAGAAUCCUGCGAAAUACAUACCUGGCACUAAAAUGGUGUUUGCAGGCAUAAAAAAGAAAGCGGAGCGAGCAGAUCUGAUCGCGUACCUAGAGGAAACUACUACAAAAUAGUAGACACCAGAAUGAAAAAAAUGUAUACUCGUUUAUAUGUUGUGUGAAUAUUAUAAAUGUUUUGUGAAAUUUUAUAGCACUUAAAAUCCGUUUUUAAAAAUCAGCACGAAUGUCAA
Molecule: messenger RNA, 632 nt
Organism: Hydractinia symbiolongicarpus
Lineage: Eukaryota; Metazoa; Cnidaria; Hydrozoa; Anthoathecata; Hydractiniidae
Product: cytochrome c-like
Exons: 3
Coding region: 166-516 (116 amino acids)
Biological process (GO): mitochondrial electron transport, cytochrome c to oxygen; mitochondrial electron transport, ubiquinol to cytochrome c
Cellular component (GO): mitochondrial intermembrane space
Molecular function (GO): heme binding; electron transfer activity
Source: RefSeq, a predicted model, not a curated record